AUAUAUCAUAUUUUCACGUCGGAACAUAGACAUUCUUGAAUGGUACGUGUAACCGUAUAAAACGGAAUCAUUCAGAUUGCAUAAGGACUUAAUCAUUAAAUCCAAUAGAUCCCGCAUAAAGGUAUGUUUAUCAUCAGUUCCAUGCACUUCGUUUUUAUUGAGACACCCUGUAUACCUGAGAUUAUCUUAAUGAUUUGAAAGCAUUAAAAGAUGAAAAGAUACAGAACAUCGUUCCUGGCAUUAUUGUCCAAGCUGGUGGCUAUAGAACAACUAUAAAUUGUUCUUCUAUGGAGAAAGAGUACAAGGAUGUGACUAAAAGAGCUGCCCGGGAAGGAUACGAAAAAUUAAAGGAGGAAGGAGGUACAGCUGUUGAUGCUGUGGAAGCGGCUGUUCGCGUUUUUGAGGACAGUGAGCUGAUUAAUGCCGGUCGAGGGUCGGCGUUGAACUGUUGUGAUAAAGUGGAGUGUGAGGCUAUGAUUAUGAAUGGAGAGGAUGUAAAAACAGGGGCGGUGAUGAAUGUAAGUCGUUUCCUCCAUCCUGUUUCCCUCGCGAGGAAAGUCAUGGACGAGUCCCCUCACUGCGCAAUAAGUGGAGAUGACGGAGCACUUGAAUUUGCCAAGGAAAAAGGCUAUCCUGAUUGUAAACCAGAAGAGCUUAUAGGGUCUGAGUAUCCUGAGCAGAAAGUUAAGAUUAAAAACAGUGAUUUCGAUGAAUAUGGGCAUUUCAUACAUACCGGAGAACCAGUAAAAGAACGUCGUAGCGAAAAAAAACUGAAAGAUGACUACGACACGGCAUCUGCCGUCGCUAUUGAUGCUCAGGGAAAUCUGGCAUGCGCGACAUCCACAGGUGGCAUUGCUGGAAAACUUAAAGGUCGUGUUGGUGACGCGCCUUUGGUUGGUUGCGGAGGUUAUGCAAAUGAAUUCGGGGCAGCAACAACGACUGGACAUGGUGAACGUAUGAUCAGAAUGACCGUAGCAAGAGAAGCCGUCUAUAAUAUGGAAAGAGGACUGGGAGCUAAGGAAUCUGCACAAAAAGCCCUAAAAAGAAUGAUAGAUCGUGUGAAAGGUCAUGGUGGCAUAAUUGCAAUUGAUCGUGAAGGCAACUUCGGAAAGGUUUGCAAUACUGUUUUAAUGGUUUGGGCGAGCAUCAAGGAUGACAAGCUGGAGUUUGGUCUUAAAGCUGAGGGAAUCGAGGAAUCGCUGCCCUCUUCAGACACCACUGAAUAA
Molecule: messenger RNA, 1226 nt
Organism: Dendronephthya gigantea
Lineage: Eukaryota; Metazoa; Cnidaria; Anthozoa; Malacalcyonacea; Nephtheidae
Product: isoaspartyl peptidase/L-asparaginase-like
Exons: 5
Coding region: 288-1226 (312 amino acids)
Molecular function (GO): asparaginase activity
Source: RefSeq, a predicted model, not a curated record